UCUUCUUUCUUUGAAUAAAAAGAAUCGUACAACAUGCCGUCUUCUAGUACAACAGCAUUAGCAGGAACGAGUGAAACCAAAAAGGUCGUGUUAAUCACAGGAGGUACAAGUGGACUUGGACGUAUAUCAGCGCAAAAGAUCCUUUGCGAUGGUCAUACCGUGGUUAUUACUGGCCGAAGCAAAAGUCGGCUUGAUGAAGCGGUGGCAUGGAUAAAGCCUUCCGCAAAAGAAAAAGAACGACUCCAUACGUUGAUCCUUGAUCUCGAGAGUCUGGAAAACAUCCGUAGUUUUGUCGAAUCGUUCAAGGCACUUGGUCUCACUCUUGAUGUUGUGGUCAACAAUGCCGGUAUAAUUCCCUCCAGCCACGAGUUUGUUAAAGAAACCAUGGUGGUGGAGAAAACAUUCUGGACGAAUAUUGUUGCCCCAUGGUAUUUAACAAUGCUACUAAAACCCCUCCUACCCCGUGGCGGUCGAAUUCUUUUUGUUACCUCUGCACUUCACGAUCCAAACUUCAAGGUACCUUCAGCCGCACUUGGUGUCGAUUACGUUACGACUCCCAACUUUUUCGACAAUCUGGACGGGAACCAAAGAUUCUUGGGACUCGGCUUUUACAAAGCCAGCAAGCUGGCUAUGAUGUGGAUUGCCUAUCUCUUGGCAAAGCAAAACCCCGAAUUGGUUGUUAUUCCUUUUGAACCUGGUUUUAUACCUACCACGAGUCUCUCCCGUGAAUCUCCUUGGCUAGUCCGUCAGAUUCUGAGAUACAUCUUGCCUUGGUUCAACCAUGCAUUGACGUCAGAAGAAACGGCUGCCCAUUGGUACUUGCAAUAUGCAACAAGUCCGGAUUUUAGUGCCGCCUCAGGACAGUACUUUUUUUCUGGCAAGAAGCUGGACAGUUCAGAACGAUCGCAUAAUAUGGAAGAGGCAACAAAGUUUUGGAAUAUUUCGUGCGAUAUCUGUGAAACACCUGGAUAUCGUCUCCCGUAGUAGCAAUAACAUGUAAAGGGUAGAUUCAUAUGAAUUACGCUCAAUAUGAUUAAUACAAUGAUUCAAUAAUACACCUUUUAUGACCUCAAGUGUUGUCAAUUUGAGUCGAAAGCGGUGUAAUAUUCAGACAUAAACGCUACGUCUCUUUUCAUGUUUGUGCCAUAUAAUAAAUGUG
Zychaea mexicana is the source of this 1159-nucleotide messenger RNA. RefSeq lists its product as uncharacterized. Bases 34 to 984 code for a protein of 316 amino acids. The record is from RefSeq and is a predicted model, not a curated record. The transcript has 2 exons. NCBI's taxonomy places the organism in Eukaryota, Fungi, Mucoromycota, Mucoromycetes, Mucorales, Lichtheimiaceae.